Molecule: messenger RNA, 867 nt
Organism: Oppiella nova
Lineage: Eukaryota; Metazoa; Arthropoda; Arachnida; Sarcoptiformes; Oppiidae
Source: the annotation of a GenBank genome assembly
AAGUUCACGAAAGAGAGAGGUUUACCACAACUUUUGGUACCAAAACCCCCGACAUAUGUAACACCGGUUUCUUACGGGAAACUCAAAGUUAAGGAUUACUUGAGUUUAGAGGACGUGUUGACACAAAUGAAGCCAAUCGUCACCGAAAAGCCACAACACAUGGAGUUAUUAAACAUCACAAAAAAUACGGGACAACACUAUGGGUUCAUUCUCUAUAGACUCAAUAAACUCAACAAAUUUAAACAUUUGAAACUCACCGGUGGUGCCGAUGAUCGGGCAGUCAUUCUGGUGGACCACAAAGAGGUCGCUGUCUUCGAGAGUAAUAAAGAUUAUAAUCACGACUUAAAUGACACACAAUUUGCAAACACAACGACUCAUACGUUGGAUAUAAUCGUCGAAAACAUGGGUCGAACCAAUGGUGGAGGUAUGGAGACCGCCCGAAGAGGUCUUAACGGAGAUAUCAGUAUUGAUGCAAAAGUUGCCACAAAUAUCGAGACAUUUUCGCUUGAUUUCAAAGAACCAUUUGUUAAACAAUUAACUCAAUUGAAGGGAAAGCCGUUCGUUGAGGGCCUCAAAAGUCCAGCCGUUUAUCGGUUUGAAUUGGGUAUUAAGGACAGUCCGAGGGAUACAUUCAUACGACUGGACGGUUGGUCGAAGGGAAAUGUAUUUAUCAACGAUUUCAAUAUAGGCCGCUAUUAUAACAUAGGACCCCAACUGACACUGUAUAUCCCUGCACCGUUACUAAAAACGGGCAAAAAUGAGAUAUUAGUGUUUGAAUUGCAUUCAUCGACCGGCCAGGUUGAAUUUGUUGAUACCCCACAUUUGGGAUAAAUGCUUAAAAUAUUAAAAUAUAAACUUAAUAUCAAA